This is a messenger RNA of Pelobates fuscus (common spadefoot toad), 3265 nucleotides long. RefSeq names its product zinc finger AN1-type containing 2B (gene ZFAND2B). Lineage: Eukaryota; Metazoa; Chordata; Amphibia; Anura; Pelobatidae. Gene Ontology annotation, biological process: proteasome-mediated ubiquitin-dependent protein catabolic process; protein targeting to ER. The transcript is spliced from 10 exons. The coding region runs from base 75 to 884 and encodes 269 amino acids. The record is from RefSeq and is a predicted model, not a curated record. Gene Ontology annotation, cellular component: endoplasmic reticulum; cytoplasm. Gene Ontology annotation, molecular function: zinc ion binding.
AGUCCCCGGGGUAACGAAGAGGAAGUGACGCUAGUUCCGGGUGUGUGAAGUUCCAUCCUGGGAUUUGACACAGAAUGGAGUUUCCUGACCUUGGCAAGCAUUGCUCAGAAUCCACUUGCAAACAGCUAGAUUUCCUGCCUUUAAAAUGUGAUGCCUGUGAACAAAUUUUCUGCAAAGAUCACAUCACAUAUGUCCUGCACAACUGUACCUCCGCAUAUAAGAAGGAUGUACAAGUUCCUGUUUGUCCUCUUUGCAAUAUCCCUAUCCCUGUGACCCGGGGACAGACUCCUGAUAUUGUAGUUGGCGACCAUAUUGAUCGGGAUUGCAAAUCUGACCCAGCGCAGCAGAAGCGCAAGAUUUUCACCAAUAAGUGUGGAAAACUGGGCUGCAAGCAGAAAGAGCUCAUGAAGGUGAUUUGUAACGACUGUCAUGGAAACUUCUGCCUCAAACACAGGCACCCCCUUGAUCAUGACUGCAAAGGGAGGAGUGCCCCAACCUCCAUGGCUGGACAUGCAGCAUUUAUGAGGAAUCAGGCCUCGACUUCAAAGACUUCUGUAUCUUCGAGCUCCGCAGCCCCCCGACCUGCUGCCCAGCUGCAACGCAACAGGGCCAGUGUUCCUAUUGCUAGGCUCCCUAGCGUCCAGCCUGCGGUCCCUGUAGCAGCAGCCUCUUUGCAGAAUGGUUUGUCAGAAGAAGAGGCUCUUCAGAGAGCUUUGGAAAUGUCACUAGCCGAAUCUGCAGCCAGCGUGACGCAUCAGAGCAGCUCCCAAGAAGAUGAGGAUUUGGCUCUGGCCAGAGCUCUGUCAGCCAGUGAGGAGGAGUACAGGAGACAGCAGGCAGGACAAACUCGGGAUGCCAAACAGAGUACAUGCAGCCUGUCUUAGCGCAGAACUUGAUGAUCAACUAACACUGGGCUCAACCGGAUCAUUUAAUGUAAGGGAUGCAAGAUUUACCAGACCUAGCUCCGCCAGAGCGAAUAUACCACCGGGGACCGUCUUAAAACACAAUUUGCUGCUCUCCAUGUGUAGAAUACACAUCAGCUGUAGAGUCUUUGUUCAGAAUGUGCUGACCCUGGGCCUCUGAUUUCAUGUGUGGUUUGCAAGAGUAAUGGAGGCCACAAACAACCAAAGAAAUGCUAAAUGUGCAGCCAGUCUGCUAAUUCAGGGUUUGUGCCAGUAAACACUAACUGCGCCUUAUUACGCAAAAAAGAAAGCCGCACUGAACCAUUCCUGACACAAGGCAAUAUUUGUGUAAACCUGACCGGAAGCCAACGAUAUAUACGGUGCUGAACUUUUUAUAGACUUUUUUUGAAAAUUGAGAACUAAGCUCCCACAUGAAGAUGGACCAUUGGGCUAUUCAAAUCAAGCCCUGAAGGGUCACAAGCAAGGAUUAAAGAACCACAGGCACCAUGAUGUUUGCUGGCUUUAUUAUUCCCAUAAAGUUUGGUUUAGCAUUGAGAUAUUAGUGGGAAUGCUAGAAUCUGCUUACCCCUGUCAAAGACAGCCCUUUGGGUUUAUUCCCUAGUAGCCAAGUUCAAAGCUUCUUUGGUCAAAUCACUGGUUAGUAAUUCAUCCAAAUGAUCCUUAAACAAGAUUAUUCAGUAAAUUUUCAAUGGUCGGGAUUAAAAAAAAAAUUGGCAAACUGAAGAGAUUUCUACUAGUUAUCGUUCGAAUCUGUCCUGUGCGGUUCAAGAAAUUCCCUGAUCAGUUCCUGGUAAUUUGCAGUUUAGUGCAUAAUCCAGCAGGUGAAUAUUUAGCACAUUGCUGAAGUAUAAUUUUAUAAAUUGGAAAAAUCCAAAAAAUCCUAACAUCAGACAGGACUCUGAUCCUGAGAGAUUGAUUUACACGCAGAUUGUCUUUGCAUAGACAUGGUCCGACUAGUAGAUUGACUCCCACUAGCUCCCUUUGAUUGUAAAAUUAAAUCCUUUACUGCUGGAUAAUAAGUCUGUAUAUCCAUCACAGUGAUGGCUAUUCUUUGGCACUGUGUUUGUUGUAGACUAGAUGUCCCAUGAUCCUCAGCUCGGCUAUCAGCUAGCAAUUGUAAAAACUUCAACCACAGUCAUACUUUCAAGAAUGUUUGUUUUUAUUUUUUUAAUUGAAUUCAAAUUUGUAGUCAUUUUACUUAAUUGAGCAAGUCGGAAAAUAUGCAACUGUGCAUUUUCCCAUCUUUUCUAUUUUAGUCUAAAUAUGUAAAUUCUCCAAAUGUCCUAGUUGAGUGGAUAACAAAGUAUUCUUUAUCCAGUCUCACAUAUACCCACCUUGAUGAACGACAAUUCCCAUCUUCCCAUCUGUUUUUGAGUUUGGAGAUCCACAAUUGAUGUAGGUGCUGUUGAUGUUGUGCUCAUCAAAUGGAAAGAUCAGGGAUCUCUGUGCAACCUUCUACUUGUUCAACCUCAACUCCCAUCAUUUUCAGCCAUUCUAUGGAGCCAUGGAUAAUGAUAGAAGUUGCAGACGAGCAGCAAAGACCACAGUUGGCCAGCCAUGUUCUAGCUAUAAUGUAAGCAUGUUUGUUAGUGAUUAUCCCAACUUCACUUUUUUGUUUAUCAAAGUGUCUAACAUUGUACCCGUUUAUGUAUUCUAUGUUUUGUGUGUUUACAGCUGUGUUUGUAUUUUAAUUACAAUGAAGGGCAGCACUGUUACACUUUAAAAAAAAAUAUAUAUAUAUUGUUACUGGUUUUAUGUCAUAUGACCAAGCAUUAGAACGGCUUAAUUUCUGGCGGGUAUGAAAUCAGAAUUGAGUGUUGGUAGGGAUGGUAUGAAGAGUUCUAGGAGUUGUAAUAUUGAAUACGCACAUUUAGAUCGAUCAGUUAUAAAACUCUUGUGUGUAGUGGAAAUGCAGCAACCACAUUAGCAGACUAAGGGCACUGGGAGUUGGAUUCCACCAGCUGCUUGAGGGCAGAAAGUCGCUUGUCCCUGUGUAGCACACUGAUACUCUGACUUCUGGCCACUAUAACUAACAAUGCUUUCCAUAUAGGAUUAUUCUGUAUCCAGUCUUAUACUGCUGAAGUACCCCACAUGCAUUAUAAAGCCUGCAAACUCUGUAUAAAUGAUAUGCAUAUUAUUCUAUUUUUAUUUAAUGAUGCAGAAGGACAGAAAUCUGUUUACAAUGACAUGUUCCAUUGAUGCUGUGAUUAUCAACUUGUGUAAAAGUUGGAAAAACUGGCUUUCUCUCCUUGCUUUUCCUGACUAUAACUGAACACUGCGUUUCCAGCUGCUAUCUUAUUUUAAUUUAUAACAACCAAAUAAAUUAUGAAUGUAAAUGCGUA